AUGUUCCGCACCGCCCUCCAGACUGUCCGCCCCCAGGCUCGCGCCUUCUCUGCCUCGGCUCUCCGCGCCGCCGGCUCUGUCAACUACAACGAUGUCAAGCCCCUCACCAAGCAGCCCACUGACGACGUGACGAUCAUCGACGUCCGUGACCCCAAGGAGGUCGAGAACGGCUCCAUCCCCUCGGCCGUCAACGUCCCUCUUAACCGCCUCGCCGACGUCCUCGCCGAGACCUACCCCGACGGCGCUUUCCAGAAGGAGUUCGCCUUCCCCCGACCCUCGAAGAACCAGAAGAUGAUCUUCUACGACCGCGACGGCAAGAACCUCCAGAAGGCUGCCGACAUUGCCGAGAAGGCUGGCUACAAGAACGUCAAGAACUACGAGGGCGCCUGGCAGGACUGGCAGGACAAGGAGGCCAAGUCCAAGAAUACAGCUGACUUUCCACCCGCCCUCGACAUUGCAAGCAUGCUGUCACGUGAGAUCCACGCGAGAUUGCCUCCGCGACCCGAUCGCCUGAAACCACCCUCUCCGAAAUGUCCACUUUUCGGCGCCGCUCACGAGAAUCCGGCUCACCUAGCACCUCCUCACCACCUCGACCCCGAGCAAACGACAAUGGGCAACAAGGCGUGGAUCCUGCGCGACAUCAACAAGCGUAUUGCGGCGACGCAGGUCGAGGCGCAGCGUAACGCCUACCUCGCCGUUGCGCGCAACACGACGCUCCCCGCGCAGACGCGGCACAAGGCCCAGCUCGCGCUCAACCAGUACAACGACGGCAAGGGACGCAUGGUCUCGAUUCGCAACCGUUGCAUGUGGACUGGAAGGGGUGGUGGUGAGUGUUACUUUGCUGCUGUGGACGCUGCAGUCCUCUGCGGACGAUGGGAAGUGGAGACUGGACCGUUGGCUGGUCUUUGGCGUGCUGCAGAGGAAGCCUGGCGACUCGCAGCUACUUCAGAGAGACGGGAAGCUGACAAACAAGGUGUCCUUAACAACUUUGCCCAGUGCCGAUUCCAGUUCCGCAAGAACGCGCUCGCGGGCAACAUCCCCGGCAUGCAGAAGGGAUCGUGGUAA
Messenger RNA from Trichosporon asahii var. asahii CBS 2479, 1065 nucleotides. Its product is annotated as endoplasmic reticulum protein. Gene Ontology annotation, cellular component: mitochondrion; ribosome. Gene Ontology annotation, molecular function: structural constituent of ribosome; thiosulfate-cyanide sulfurtransferase activity. Gene Ontology annotation, biological process: translation. Bases 1 to 1065 code for a protein of 354 amino acids. The transcript is spliced from 5 exons. Lineage: Eukaryota; Fungi; Basidiomycota; Tremellomycetes; Trichosporonales; Trichosporonaceae. The record is from RefSeq and is a predicted model, not a curated record.